GUGGCGCAGUUACAGCCACCAAAAGCUUUAAGCCUGCAAGUCAAUCUUUCCGAGAAUUGGAAAAGUAGCAUCCCGCGGUUAGAAAUUGCACUGCGAGCGGCAUAGCAGAGAAAUCUUUGCAUGUUGCUGGAGAGGAGGCGAUACAAGUAUGUAACACGUUUGACUUCCAAAGAGAUGAGAGAUAAAAACGCAGUGCUUAAGAAAAAAUUCUAAGAAUAUUGUGAACCGAGGGACCAUCGGAGACGAUAGAAGCGUACGUCACGGACCUGAAAAGCAAGGCAAAGUCACUGUGAGUUUGAAAAGCUGCAGGACUCCCUGGUAAGAGGUAGAAUUGUUUGCUGUUUAAGGGACGACCAAGUGAGAGGCGGACCUCACGCUAGAAAAGGCUAUUGAUAUUUGCCUUGCCAGCGAGAUCACAUCUAGCCGAGUCAAAGCACUAAAUGAUGAAAUGGAAGUGCAUAGGAUCAGGACAGUAAAAGCAAACGGGAAGAACUACAAAAUUACUUAAGAACAGUAGGUGGCCACAAUGCAGCACCCGGAAACCAAGUCCCAUUCAGAGGCCGCACUGGUCAAGGCUGAGAUGUCAAUAGAGGAAGCACAGCCAAGGCUCAGCGAGCCCCAGGCCUCAGAACUGCUCGGCCGUCUCUUUGGGUUGACCGUGUCAUUGAUCCGCCCACUGCCAAGCUAUGAAGACCAGAACUUUCAUGUGGAGGCCGGCGAGGGAGGCCAGUAUUUGCUGAAGAUCAUGAACUAUGUGUUGAGCCAGAGUCUGGAUCAGUAUGAGCUGCAGAACCACGCCAUGGCCUUCCUGCACCAGCAUGGUCUGCCUGUUCAGACUGUCCUGCCCACCCUCACUGGGACCAUGAUGAGUCUUGAGGAUAUCGAUUGUGGAUCUGGUAGUCAGAAGUACUUGGUGCGUUUGUUGAACUUCUUGCCUGGAACCACCAUUGCUAAUAUCCACUGUUCCCCACGCAUGCUCUACCAGGUAGGAAGGAUGGCAGCAACAACGGAUACAAUGCUGCAGAAGAUGGAGCACCCCAAACUGUGGGCCUUGCAGCGAGAGAACUACUUGUGGGACCUGGGUAAUGUGCACCUGCUGGAGCCCUACCUGCCGGCGCUGGAGGGAGAAGACGAGCUUCGGCUCGUGAAGGACGUCAUGAAGAUGUUCAAGAGUGAAGUCUUGGUACAUAUGAGUUCCUUCCGCAAGAGUCCAAUUCAUGGAGAUUUCAAUGACCAAAAUAUCAUAGUGGAACCAGACUCUCCGAUUGGCUACAGAAUCUCUGGAAUCCUGGACUUCGGGAAUAUGAACUAUGGCUACUCCAUCUUUGAGCUGGCCAUCACCAUUAUGUACAUGAUGAUCGAGAGCCAAAGUCCGCUGGAAGUUGGGGGGGCGGUGUUGGCGGGCUGGGAGAGCGUCCUCCCGCUGGACGAGGUGGAGCGAGACGCUCUGUACACGCUGGUACUGGUCCGAUUCUGCCAAUCUCUGGUAAUGGCUCACCAUACAGCCGCACUUCGCCCAGAAAACAAAGACUACCUCAUGAUCACUGCACGCAAGGGGGUCCGACUUCUACCCUUGCUCUGGAAGCUUGGCAAGGAGGCUGUGCUCAAGAAGUGGGUAGAUGAUGCUGGAGAGUAUUCAGACAGGAAGUGAUGAUAGGACUGGUGUGAUGCAGGUUCCUGCUGCUUUCGGGUUCAUAUGGGUUUGCUUUAUUAUUCAGAUAUCUUAUUUUCUCUAUAACCUAUGCAAAAGAGCAUUCUGUCAAGCAGAAAUAUUGACCUCGGAAUGUGACAGUCGGAAACAAUAUGAUUUACAGGAAGUUCUCUUGCUGUACCAAUUUGGCAGAACAGUUUUUUUUGGGCACUGGUCUGUGUUCAGGCUGGAGUGGGUUUAUUUGUAUUAAAUUCUCCUUUUCAAUCUGGUCAGAUGGAGUCACGUGACGCAAUGCGAGAGUAGGAAGCUGAGCUUGUCGCUCCGCAUCGCUCUGCUACAUUUAUCCGAUUGAAAUAUAUAUAACCAGGAAAUAACCGCACGGUUUUGUUUAUGAACAGUUGUGGGGCCAAAAUAUGUCUAAACUAUUGAAGAACCCAACUUGUGGAGACAUAAAAAGACACUUAUGCUCACACGGGACUGACGAUAUGCAAGUCCAAGAUGCAGGCGAUGUGACCGGCGACGGUGGUGAUCAGCAACCCCAGAAUAUUGGCCAAGAUAUUGACAA
This is a messenger RNA of Conger conger (European conger), 2216 nucleotides long. RefSeq names its product hydroxylysine kinase-like. NCBI's taxonomy places the organism in Eukaryota, Metazoa, Chordata, Actinopteri, Anguilliformes, Congridae. Gene Ontology annotation, molecular function: amino acid kinase activity. The record is from RefSeq and is a predicted model, not a curated record. The transcript is spliced from 6 exons. The coding region runs from base 527 to 1651 and encodes 374 amino acids.